AUGUCUUUCUCGGGAAUAUCUGCAGCACCAAAUCGAGGAUAUUUGUAUUUGUCAGACAAUGACAUUCCUCCAACAACUGAAUAUAUUCGGACGACUACAGAAUCUCUAACAACAACAACAACAAAAACUACAGAUAAUCCGACGACUACAGAAACCUUUACAACAACAACAACAACAACUGAAUAUAUUCCGACGACUACAGAAUCUCUAACAACAACAACGACAACUACAGAUAAUCCGACGACUUCAGAAACUCUAACAACUUCUAUGGAUAUUCAGACGACUUCGAGGUCAUACACAACAAUUACAGAAACUCAAUCCACGACGGAGAAGACGACAUUGCCGAGAGCAUCUGGUAACUUUUCCUGCAUCUGUAAAUGUUAUAGAUAUACAAAUAUGACGAAUGCAGAGCAACAAGAACUAUUGCACAAGUUACAGACACAGCUCACAGUCGCAAAAAAUUCUACGUCUUCGUAUAAAAGAAAAUUCACCAGCGUCUAUGAUCCCCGUCAAAGUAGUAUCACAAUCGGUAUUCUAGCGAUCGCCAUCUUAUCUUUGAUUGCAGGAAUGAUUAUUAUUCCUGAUGCCAUCACGUUUGUCAGGUUCUUACAUAGAUGGCGCUGUUGUUGCAGAAAACACUAA
Molecule: messenger RNA, 642 nt
Organism: Pecten maximus
Lineage: Eukaryota; Metazoa; Mollusca; Bivalvia; Pectinida; Pectinidae
Product: integumentary mucin C.1-like
Exons: 2
Coding region: 1-642 (213 amino acids)
Source: RefSeq, a predicted model, not a curated record